This is a messenger RNA of Bubalus bubalis (water buffalo), 1217 nucleotides long. RefSeq names its product keratin-associated protein 10-7-like. Gene Ontology annotation, cellular component: keratin filament. The record is from RefSeq and is a predicted model, not a curated record. Bases 14 to 970 code for a protein of 318 amino acids. NCBI's taxonomy places the organism in Eukaryota, Metazoa, Chordata, Mammalia, Artiodactyla, Bovidae. The transcript has a single exon.
ACAGCCCUGAGCCAUGCUCACACACUCACUCACUCACUCACACACACUCACAUCCGCACCCUCCUCCAGCCCCACCGCCUCCACCAUGGCUUCCUCUGCCCUGUCUGUCUGCUCCAGUGACCUGAGCUACAGCAGCCGGGUCUGCCUGCCCGGGUCCUGUGACUCCCGCACCGUCUCCUCCUGGCAGGUGGACGACUGUCCAGAGAGCUGCUGCGAGCCCCCCUGCUGUGCCCCCAGCUGCUGCGCCCCGGCCCCCCGCCUGACCCUCCUCUGCGCCCCAGGGAGCUGCGAGUCCAGCCCCUGCUGCCAGCCAGGCUGCAGCAGCUCCUGCCUGGCCUCAUCCUGCCCGCAGUCUAGCUGCCAGCCCUCCUGCUGCACCUCCUCCCCCUGCCAGCAGGCCUGCUGUGAGCCCGUCUGCUGCAAGCCUGUCUGCUGCACACCUCUCUGCUGCAGGCCUGUCUGCUGCACCCCUGUCUGCUGCAGGCCCGUCUGCUGCACACCUGUCUGCUGUGAGGCCUCCCCCUGUUCUACUUCCUCAUGUUGCAAGCAGUCUAGCUGCCAGUCCUCCUGCUGCACCUCCUCCCCCUGCCAGCAAGACUGCUGUGAGCCUGUCUGCUGCAGGCCUGUCUGCUGCACACCUGUCUGCUGCAGGCCUGUCUGCUGCACCCCUGUCUGCUGCAGGCCCGUCUGCUGCACACCUCUCUGCUGCAGGCCCGUGUGCUGUGAGUCCUCCCCCUGCUCAGCCGCCUUGUGCUGCCAGCCCAACCCCUGCUCCUCGGUUAGUUGCAGACCCUCCUCCUCCCUGUCCCUUAUCUGCCGUCCUGUGUGCCGCCCCGCCUGCUGUGUGCCCACCUCCUCCUGCCAGCCCAGCUGCUGUCGCCCGGCCUCCUGUGUAUCCCUGCUCUGUCGGCCCGCGUGCUCCCGCCCUGCUUGCUGCGUCCCAACCUCAGCCCCAGAGCCCUGUUGCUGACCCGGCACAUUGCCAACUCCUUCCAGGGCCAACGCUGACUUUCACCUGAAAUUUCUGUAGCCUUAGGCCAGUCUGGGGUCUCCUUCUGUCCCAGAGUUUCCUGUGAGCAGCCUGGGCUGGCUCCUGGUUCCCUCCAGGCCCUGAGUGUCAGCCAGCAUGCGGCUCUCCAUCCUUCUUGGUCAUGGAUUUUGUCCUGAUCUAGGUGAGGGGGCUGCUUGUUAACAAAUAAAGUCAUUGUCAAGCCCUC